Molecule: messenger RNA, 8476 nt
Organism: Lepisosteus oculatus (spotted gar)
Lineage: Eukaryota; Metazoa; Chordata; Actinopteri; Semionotiformes; Lepisosteidae
Source: RefSeq, a predicted model, not a curated record
GUCAGAACGGUUUACUGAAGGCAAAGAUGAAGUUAAACGCGGUCAAUAAGCUCUGAGUAAAAAAGAAAGUUUAUUCGAACAGCUUAGAAAGCGAAGCAAAAGUGUCCUGUUGGGACACUGAAAACUUGUAGGAAAAAGUUUUCAUUGUCUUACAUUAAAAUGGUAUUUCUCAACUGUGCCUUGCUGCUUAUAGCGGUCAUCUCAUGUAACAUUUACGAGACUAGAGCAGAGGGAUGCUCUGGGUGUGGCAAAUGUGACUGCAGUGGUGUGAAAGGGGAGAAGGGUGAAAGGGGAUUUCCAGGACUGCAAGGUAAUAUGGGGUUUCCUGGAAUGCAAGGCCAUGAAGGUCCCCCUGGUCCAAUGGGCCCUAAAGGUGAUACUGGUGAGCCAGGAAUGCCAGGUCUUAAAGGAAUUCGCGGACCAACGGGUCUGGCUGGAUUUCCAGGAAACCCAGGCCUUCCAGGUAUUCCAGGACAAGAUGGCCCUCCUGGUCCACCUGGAAUUCCAGGGUGCAAUGGGACAAACGGUGAAAGAGGCUUUGAUGGAAUCCCUGGUUUACCAGGACUUCAAGGCCCACCGGGUAUAUCUGGAAUUCCUGGAAUGAAGGGUGACCCAGGAGAAAUCAUUGGUUUCAUUUCGCAUAAGGGUGAGAAGGGAUUUCCUGGAGUUCCGGGGAAUCAGGGCAUGAAAGGGUUACCAGGCCUAACAGGUCCAAUUGGCCCUCCAGGUCCAGUGGGACCCACAGGUUUGCCUGGUCCCCCUGGCCCCCCUGGUCCCCCUGGCGAGUUGAGUGACGUACUCUCUUUCCAAGGUGCAAAAGGUGAAAAGGGAGACCGCGGAGUACCAGGUCCUCCAGGCCAAUCAAUUAUCGAUGAACGGACUGGCCCCAAGGUUGUAUAUGAAAUAGGACCGAAGGGUGACACUGGCCCAAAAGGUGUAAAAGGGGAAAAAGGGUACUGUGUUCCACAUAUGAGUGGUGUUAAAGGUGAACCUGGAUCACCCGGCCCCAGAGGUAAACCAGGAAAAGAGGGAGAAAACGGGAGUAAAGGUGAUCAAGGAUAUCCAGGAUUCCCUGGACCUGGGGGAAUGAAGGGUGAGAAAGGUGAAAGAGGACCACCUGGAUUUGGACACGGAGAACCUGGACCUCCUGGGUUUCCUGGGAGAUCUGGUGAAAAAGGAGAACGAGGUUUUCCUGGUCCUCAAGGAGAUGCAGGUCCACCAGGCUUAAGUCUCCAAGGGCCCCCUGGUCCUCCAGGGUUUCCAGGGGAAUCUGGUCAGAAGGGUGAUCGAGGAUCUCCUGGAGAAUCACUUCCUGGUCAGAGAGGUCAAGAUGGAUUGCCAGGGCCCCCUGGUCCCCCAGGGCCUUUAGGGGUAGAAUGUAGUGUUUCAAUAGGCCCAUCUGGUCCCCCUGGACCAAGAGGAUUUCAAGGAGAGAUGGGCCAGAAAGGAGACAAAGGAGACACCUGUACCAACUGUAUAGCCUCUGGACCAUCUGGGCCUCCUGGACCUCAAGGCCCUGAUGGACAGCAAGGUUAUCCAGGGCAGCCAGGUAGGAAGGGGGAGAAAGGUUCAGCAGGAUUACCAGGUCUUCGAGGAUACCCCGGCGAUAAUGGUGCUCCAGGGCUGAUUGGAAAUCCUGGUGCGAAAGGCGAACCUGGUGAUGUUGCUUUUAGUCCUGACCUGAAGGGUGAGAAGGGUGAACGAGGUUUUGACGGUGUCCCUGGACUUCCUGGUAAAGACGGGUUGCCAGGAAGAGACGGCAUUCCUGGACCUCCUGGUCCUAAAGGACAACCUGCAACUGCAGGCGUCAAAGGAGAUAAAGGACGGGAUGGGGACCCUGGUUUCCCUGGCCCUCCAGGAGAAAGAGGGCCUCCUGGCAUACCAGGGUUCGGCCUCCCUGGUGAAACUGGGGAGAAGGGACUACAGGGUGUCCCUGGACUCCCGGGAUCUCCUGGCAUUCCAGGACCAAAGGGUGAUCCUGGUAAGGCAGAGGGUAUACCUGGACCCAGAGGUGUGCCUGGGUUUCCAGGGAUUCCAGGACUGGAAGGGCAGCCAGGUCCUCCUGGACCUCAGGGAGUGAAAGGACGUCCGGGCUUGAAGGGUGAGAAAGGCUACCCUGGUGUUCCAGGACUGGACAUGCCUGGGCCCCAGGGAGAACAAGGCUCUCCAGGUUUCCCUGGGCUGCCAGGAUCUGUGGGAUUACCUGGGACACCUGGACCUGCAGGGAGAGAAGGACUUCCUGGACCACAAGGCCCCAAGGGAGAAAUGGGAGUGAUGGGAAUCCCUGGAUUACCUGGAUCUGGAGGUUCUAAGGGUAGUCCAGGUAACCCAGGACUGAGAGGUGAUCCAGGGCUAAGUGGGCCCAGGGGAAUUGAUGGUGACCCAGGCUACAAAGGAGAUAAAGGGGAGCCAGGUAUACAGGGACCCGCAGGAAACAUGACUGAUGUGGAAAUGGAACAUCUAAAGGGUGAAAAGGGAGACCAGGGAGACCAAGGUCUCACUGGAAGCACAGGGCUGAAGGGGCACCAGGGGGAACCAGGCUCUCCAGGAAUGCCUGGGAAAGAUGGGGAGCCAGGCCUACCUGGCCAUCCAGGUCUCAAGGGUGACACAGGUGUCCCAGGUGAACCAGGGUCUGUUGGUACACCAGGACCUAAGGGCAGCAUGGGAGAAAUGGGCCUACCGGGUCCAUUUGGACCAAAGGGUAGUAAAGGGCUAGCUGGAACACCUGGGUACAAGGGUUUUCAAGGAGUAUCUGGGGAGAAGGGGGAGAAGGGGAGUGCGGGACCACCAGGCAUCGGAUUGCCAGGCUCGAAGGGAGAAAAGGGUGAGCAAGGUGUGGUUGGCUUGGAGGGAAUCAAAGGGGAAAAAGGACUGAAGGGCUCAGUAGGAGUUCCUGGAAUGCACGGAAAACCUGGGGAGAAAGGAGACUCUGGAGGUCAGGGGUAUCCAGGUAGUCCCGGUCCCCCAGGAGAGAAGGGCGUAGUGGGGUUACCUGGGAUUCCCGGAGACCCUGGACUACAGGGAAGGCCAGGUGAACCAGGACUUCAAGGACCUCCUGGUGCCCAAGGAGAGAGGGGUGAGGCUGGUAAUGAUGGUAUACCAGGAACACCUGGAGAGAGGGGUGACCCAGGCAUUCCAGGAAUAGGCACCCCAGGGGCACCAGGUACUGCUGGAAGUAAAGGGGAUGAAGGAAUCCCUGGAGAACCUGGUAUUCCUGGCACUCCUGGCAUUCCUGGCAUCAAAGGGGACAGGGGGCUGCCUGGUUUCCAGGGACUGCAGGGUCAGCCAGGAGAACGGGGUCUUCCCGGUCCAGCCAUGCAUGGGCCGAAGGGAGAGAGAGGACAACCGGGCGAUCCUGGACACACAGGUUCACCCGGAGCCCCAGGACCUCCUGGAAUCCCAGGAAAUGUUGGGGCCAAAGGAGAGAAAGGAUAUCCAGGCUUUAGUGGACCACCUGGACUACAGGGGGAAAAGGGAGACAAAGGAGAAUCUGGAAUUCCUGGAAACACUGGUCUUCCUGGAUUAAAUGGGCAAAAGGGAGAAAAGGGCAUCCAAGGAGUUCCUGGAUUUCAAGGAAUGAAGGGUGAAACGGGAAUAUUUGGAUUCAAAGGAGAAGCAGGCGACAGAGGUCUCCCAGGCAUCAAGGGUGCUGAUGGUCCCCCAGGACCUCCAGGUCCCUUCAUCUCUAUUAAAGGAGACAUUGGUUUUCCUGGCCCCCAGGGGCCAGUAGGGCCCCAGGGACUGCAGGGCUACCCAGGACCUAAAGGACAGCAAGGUGUGACUGGCCCACAAGGAGUGUCAGGGGAGGAGGGCAUACCUGGGUAUGAUGGCAGGCCUGGACAGAAAGGAGAGCCUGGACCUAUUGGCCCUGCAGGCCCAAGGGGAUAUCCCGGACCUCCAGGCCCAGAUGGCCUGCCUGGACUAGUGGGCCCUCCAGGGCAGUCGUCCAAAGCUCAUGGCUUUCUCAUCACAAGACACAGUCAGACAGUGGACGUGCCAUCGUGUCCAAAGGGGACAAUGCUAAUCUACGAUGGCUAUUCUUUGUUAUAUGUGCAAGGCAAUGAAAGGUCACAUGGGCAAGACUUAGGUACUGCCGGGAGCUGUCUCAGAAAGUUCAGUCCCAUGCCGUUUUUGUUCUGUAACAUCAAUAACGUUUGCAACUUUGCCUCAAGAAAUGAUUAUUCCUACUGGCUCACCUCACCUGAACCAAUGCCAAUGAGCAUGGCUCCUAUUACUGGUGAAAGUAUUAAGCCCUUCAUCAGCAGGUGUGCUGUUUGUGAGGCUCCAGCCAUGGUCAUUGCAGUCCACAGCCAGACAAUUCAGAUCCCACCCUGCCCCGGUGGAUGGGAAUCCCUGUGGAUUGGCUACUCCUUUGUGAUGCACACCAGUGCGGGUUCGGAGGGCUCUGGCCAGGCUUUGGCAUCCCCUGGCUCCUGCCUGGAGGAGUUCCGCAGUGCCCCCUUCAUUGAGUGCCAUGGCAGAGGGACCUGCAACUACUAUGCCAACUCUUACAGCUUUUGGCUGGCAACGAUAGACAAUGGGGAUAUGUUUAAGAAGCCUGUACCUGCCACACUGAAAGCAGGAGAAUUACGAACCCACAUCGGCCGAUGUCACGUCUGCUUGAAGAAGACAUAAUACAUAUUCUGUCUUUCUGUCACAAACGAUGGUGCUAUUUUGUAAGAAAACGUGAGUUCUAAAUCCAACAAGACACUUCUCCUGUCUGUUUCGAGUCCAUGAAUUGUGCAUUGUUGUGGGAGGACAAGCCAUGAAGCCCAUUCUGCCACACUGGCAGUUCACUCAUUAAGAAAGAACAUUGCUUUACCUAAUGGCACUUUGUUUAUUGCUGCACUGACUAUAUAUAUAAGCAAGUGACCAUUUAAAAGGAAUAUGUGUGAGUCAGGUGCUACCCAAUACUCAAAGCAUUCUUUGCUUUAUUGUAUAUUUACCUUUUGACAUAUGUAAUUAAAUUCUUUUAUGAUUGCAGAUACCACCUAACUCCAGCCUAUAGAUAUAAAUAAUUUUAUUUGAAAGAUGUACUAAUGUUAUAUAUGGGGUUGUCAGUGGUGAGAGAUGUUUGUAACUGAAAAAUCACAGUUUAAUACCAUUUAAGCUAAAAUUUUUAUACAGGUUUUUGAAAUCUUCUUUCAAAGUGUAACUAAAUAGAAUAAGGAGUUGACAGGCAUCAGUGUAAUUUUGGCUUUAUAAUGAUCAUAAAAAUGCAGAAGUUAAAAAAGCUACAUGAUACACCAGGGUACUUACAAUGUAAUUUAAAAAGUAUGUAUUGAAGAUAGAUCAACAUUAGCACACACUUUACUAUAAAAAACUGUAUUCUGAAACAGCCUGGGUAUUGCUAUAUGACAUUUAAACUAUUGGUUAACAUGGAAUAUCUGUCAAUAGAAUGCAUAAUGUGCUUUUAUUACUCAUAUCUCUGAUACUCUAACAGAGAUAUGAAUCAGCUUUUUAAAUUUCAGUGUUCUAUUGAGUUUUUUUGUAAACAAUAUUUGACUACUUGCCAUUCACUCCAUAACCUGUUAAUUAGUAAAUUAACUAUGAAAGUUAAUUUGAACAGUUCUUAUUAAAUCCUUGUUGGAUAUUUGCUUCUCAUUGGAUAAAGUAUGAAGUUCACUCAUUCAAAAUUAUUAUGCAGAAUAUGUUAUCUUAAAAAGUAAUGUGCUGCUUCAGUAAGAAACAAAAUCAAUCCAAAAACAUGGAGUGAUUUAUAGCCUGACCAGAUUAUUCAGUUACAAUAAAUGUCAACUUGUGCACCCCCAUUUUAUUUUGUGUUUCUUAUUUAAUUUUCAGGGUUUUAAUUGCUAAAUGAACCACAGACACAAACUUCUACACUGAAUUACUUGAGUAUUUACCUUCUAAUUCGUAUAUUAUACUACUGUGCUAUUUUGCUUUGUUGAUAUUAAGAGGUCAAGAUUAGAUACAACAUCGAUAGUAUAUUGAUAAAUUAGCAGUUGUUAGCCAAAAACAAAAGGUGUAUAUUUAAAUAAAGAGCCUUACAGGAAAAGUAAUGAAGUUGUGUUGCUACUUUUUUUUGCUUUAAACCAGUCUUAUGACUAUUUUAAAUGAGAUCCUUGAAAUGUCCUGAGCUAAAUGCUUUAAGAUAACGUUUGUAACACAUACUUUAAGGCUUUCGUGUGGCAACACUUGCAUACUUUAUUAGUUAUCCUGCAAGUGCAAAAUGAUUGUAUGUUGCUCUUUUGUGAUUCUAUUUUUUUAUGAACCUCAACAACAUUUUGUGUUUGUUUACAUGAUUUCUGAAUUAGUUAUUAAUAAAGGAACACACAAUAAUCUGUCCAGUUUCCAUCAAUAUAAGAAGAUACAUUAACUGUUCAGAACUAUUUAAGAAGCUAUGGGGCAUGGGACACUAUUGAGCACAACUCAUAACAUUUCCUCUGAAUAUUUGUUUGAACAGCAAGCCCAAAUUGCAAACAUUUUUUUUCUCCUUUUCAGCCACCUAAUACUCUAGCAAAAGACAAAUGGUAUACCAAAAGAACAUUUAUUUUAAUUCUCGGGUUAUUUUUCUCACCUGAAACAUACAUGUAACACAUACAAUAAAAAUAUUUGUAUAAAACCUUACCAUUAUGUUUGUACAUUUUUCACUGUUGUAGUAAGAGCAAUAAUUCUUUAAGCCACCAGAGGUCAUACUAUGUAUAAACUAUCUUUCUACUUAAAAAUCUUUCAGGUUCAUAUCUCACUGUGAGUAAUUUAUAAAAUUCGCUUUUUCACAUUUUUCGUAAUUACAAAUUUAAACAAUUUAACUUUGUGUCACAAACUUUGGCCUAUGGUGAACCUGUUAUGAAGCCAUGUACUUAUUUAUAUAAAAAGAAUCUAAAUGAUUGUUCUACUGUCAUAAGUAAGUGGACAUACUGUAUAUUAUGAUUACCAUUAUUAUAUCUAAUACUGUAUGUUAGAUGCAAUUGAUUACCAGUAUUAUACGAUUAUCAGUAUUAUAUAUAAUACUGUAUAUUAGAUGCAAUUCCCUGUAUUGCAUCUAAUAUGAUUUGGGAUGUUUAACCCCUAUGUAGCACAUACUGUAUAAGCCUUUUUAUAGCCCAUCAUUGUAAAGAAGUAAACCAAUUUACAAUGUAUGCAAAGAAUGGGUUCUUCAAUACUAUGUAUGCUCAUAUUUGUCUAUAGAAUCAGAAUAAACAGGUGUCAAUUUUGUUUAUUAGCUAUACAUUCCAGGGAUGUUUUCCGCUUGGUGGAUUGAGACCACAACAUUUUUUGGAUGGGAAAGCUGGGUUAUUCAUAAUUAACUUUUUGUCACUGAAAAUGUAAAGGAUGUUGUGGUUUGAUCAUGCCCUUUUCCCAUUUAGAAUUAGGUGUGCAGGAACCUAGUACCGACAAAAAAAAAUGACCAUCUGUUUGGCAAUGAGAUACUGGACGAUCCAAGUUCGCCGUAUGGUGCUGUGUUGUGUAAACAUGUGAUGGACCACGAUUGCAUGCCGUCGAGAGCGGAACUUCACCCAUGAUACUGGCAUGGUAGUCACAAUGUGUCAGACCACCCCUUUCUCCUUAUUUUAAGACAGUACAGUGAAAGUGAUCUGUAAAUCUGAUGACUGUGAAUAGCUUUUGCUGGCAUGGAUAGUGGUGACAACCUAAGCUUAUCAUUGGGAAAAGUUUAAUGUUUUAUACCAUUUUCUCAUUACUGUUUUUCAUAUAUAUAUAGGGGAUGUUCUGUCAGUGAAAUUCAUAAGAUCCGCUCUUAAUGUUAGUACAGUACAAGUCAACUUAAGAAAGAUAAAGAUGUUAUCAGGUGAAAGGUGUUUUGUCAGCUUUUUCACUUCAAUUUUGUGAGCCCGUAUCUUUAAACUACAAGAUGACUGUUGGUGGUCAUGACACUAUACAAGACCUUUAAGCUCCUUAUAAGCUCAGAAACUCAGCAUAGAAAAACAGAAUGAUAAAUAUUUAUGAGGAGCUGAACAGAGAAACAAAGAGUGAAAGGCUAUGAAAGUCUUGAUUAACAUGUGCAGUUCUGGUUCUUACUCUUUAAUUUACUUUUCCAUUUACUUUCUCCCUGUUCAUAACAGUAGUAUGUGUACUUACAUUAUAGGCUAAAAUUGUUGCCAGUGUUUGUGUAAUUGUUUGUUUCCAUUACUUUGGAUGAUAGAAUCUGCCACUGCAGUCCAUUAAUCUAUUAUUGAUUUAGCAAUUAGCUACUUUUGCCAUUUUUCCAUAUAAUUAAUCAGUUUUGCGAUAUGGUCUAUAAUUGUAAUUCAAGAAUACCAAUUUUGAUUGACAUUAGCACAAAUGAGAGGAGGCCAUUUGGUCCAACCCCUUUGGUAGAUAAUAGCUAAUUGAUCCAAAGGUCAUGUUCAUAACCAGCCAUUUCUUGAAACAAUCCUACAUGUAGGUAUUAGCUUCCACAACAUGGCUAGUUAGCUUGCUCAGUACUUCCCCAAACCCUUUGUGUCAAUAAAUACCACCUGUUUUAAAUUCACUUCCAAUAAACAUUUCCAAUGUU